AUGUCUACUAUGAGAAAAUUGUCCACGUUAUCAAGAUGGGGUGGGCUAAUCCUGCUCUCCCUCAUUCAAGUAUCCGGGUCUUCAACCAUCGAGAGUUACAUACACAGUUCCUGGCCGGUCGAUCUACCUGCUCUGUCUUACUCUACUACAGUCCCGUGGACCCACACCAUUAGCAUAAGUGCCUCCACCCUCCCAUCCACCUCUACCACCGGAUGGAGUAUUGAUAUAGCGGGUGGUAGUGGUAUAUCUAUUCUUACUGAGGUGAUGACCAUCACCAGCACCGCUCCUACUAUGUUGAUCAGCGAGACCGUAUGGGAAAAGAGCGAAGUUUCUCAACCACCUUCAUCAAGCUCAAGCUCCGCUGAAGGUCUCAAGCCAUCUUCAACUUCCACUACGGAAACUCCUGCACAGACCAGCUCCCAAGCGGAAGAUGAAGAUAAACAGAAAGCGGACGAGCUGGUUGAAAAGGCUAAGAAUGAUUGUAAUGAGUAUUUCGGAUGUUUUGCCAUAAUCCUAGGUUCCGAUAAAGUAAGACUUGAAGUAUCACAAGGGGAACCAAUCACGGGACCGGAUUACUGGUCUGUAAAAUUAGAUAAUUCAGCUCAAGAUUAUAGUUGGAAAUCCUUCAAAAUCUUCCUUGAUGGUGAUGAUAACCAAGGUUUGAUGGACAAGGCAAUCUGCGAUUUCUCAAUCAGACCCGCUGACAAAGAUAAAUUCGUUACCUUGAUUGCGACUAAUGUUGCACCGUAUUUCAAACUCGAUGGUGCGAAUGAGGAAUAUAUCACUUUCAAAGGUCAAAGCUGUCGAUUGGCUUGA
This is a messenger RNA of Kwoniella mangroviensis CBS 8507, 816 nucleotides long. RefSeq lists its product as uncharacterized. NCBI's taxonomy places the organism in Eukaryota, Fungi, Basidiomycota, Tremellomycetes, Tremellales, Cryptococcaceae. The record is from RefSeq and is a predicted model, not a curated record. The coding region runs from base 1 to 816 and encodes 271 amino acids. The transcript is spliced from 3 exons.